UUUCAGGUAUUUCCACGCCGUAUAUAUCAUAGGUUUAUGGUCAUCAUUAUUCAUUUACAUGAGUUAGUGGUGGAUUCGAGUCAGAGUAAAACAACUUUCAGUUUACAAGGCCAGGUACAGAUUGCCAUUUUCUUAAAACAAUAAUAUUCUUUUCGUUGAAAACAAAUGACGCCGACAGCAACAGCAGUUACAGUUCUGAGCACUUAGAGCUUUUUAAGAACCUUUCAAAAACCUUAGUUAAUUAACUGGGUGAGAGUAAUAGCCUUAGCUUUGAAGAACGUUUCUUCUACUACGUGUAUUCUCAGUUAUGAACACGGGGACUAAUUUACAGUCGGAGUUAAUACGGGGAAUCUUUUCACAUGCAAAUCUUCUUAAUAAAAGUCCUCUGUAUUAGCCUCGACUACAAGCUAGUUGCACUUGGUUACUGAGCAUACGGGAAUUGCUUGUUUUGAAUGUCAGAGAGAGAUUGCGGCAAAUGACAAACUUCAGAUUGCAGUCAAUAAUGUUUCUAGCUGAGAAAUAAGCAGAUGAAACAAAAUAAACCUUGUGGACGCAGUUGGCGUAAGACGACUCAAUUUUGUGCAGUCAGUAGACUAAGUUAAUGACAAGUAAAGAAAGAAUGUGGUCACGUGGUACAAUUGACAUUUACUGCUUGCCGUACACGCGCUCCGCCGACUAAAGUGCUUGAGCAAAAGCUUCGUGUUUUUACUUGACUCGCUUUGCAAAGCGAUUUAAACAUCUAUAACAGGGUUGUAACAAAGUACGUGCACCAGCAGACCUUUUUAUUAUUGUUAUAACGUCAUAGGCUUGGAGUGCAGUUCAAGUAUUUAACGAAGGAUACGUUAUGGGCGGCUGUUAUCAGCUUCCUCUCUACGCUGGUGACCCACCCGAGGUAGGGUUUGUUGAUCAGUUCGAAAUUAUUUUAAUCAUUCUAAGGUCAUGGUCAUUCCUGAAGCAUCUUCGCUGAUUAAAAUCUUCUAGCUCAUGCAGCGCUUCCUUCGUUGUAUUUCAAUUUCAGGUGGUGGUUAAUUCUCUUCGAACCGAUAGCUGUGUCAAUGUCCUUGCUAGCUUUCGGCGAAGGAAAAUGGUAGGAUUUUAUUCUCAAGGUGCUUUUAUGUCCUGUCAUUGCAUAACACUGAAAUUUAUGUCCUAUAUUGCUCAGAAAUUAUUAGAUCUUGGAAAUUUCAGGAAAAGUGUGACAUUUCGCCAUAUUCGCUCUCUACCCAUAAACUUUCUCUCCAUGUUAAUUUCUGAAGAUCAAAUACCUAGAGGGAAGUUCUAUUUUUGUACGAUUGGCAGACGCAAGGAGAAUGGAAGAACUUCCUGCGCCAAAGGUAGGAUAUGGUUAGAGCUUAUUAUCAUCAUCACAUCGUCGUCAUCAUCAUCGUCAUCAUCAUUGUCAUCGUCACCGUCAUCGUCAUCGCCAUCGUGAUCGUCACUAUUAUUAUUAUUAUUAUUAUCAUUAUCAUUAUCAUUAUCAUUAUCAUUAUCAUUAUCAUUAUCAUUAUCAUUAUCAUUAUCAUUAUCAUUAUCAUUAUCAUUAUCAUUAUCAUUAUCAUUAUCAUUAUCAUUAUCAUUGGCGUAGUUGAAACAACUCUAAAUAACGAUCUAAGCUAUGCUCAAUAGUACAGCCUUUACGAAGUUUGCAGAGUGUGGCGCUGGUCCACCGAGCGGAAUUGUGCUGUUCAGGGUAAGAAAGUGCUUAAUUCCCUCCAACUGAUUAUAAUGAGUUUUACACAACAGUAUAGCUCCUCUAAUUCUCUGUAGUGCUGCAAAUCACGUUUCUUUCUUGAAGGCCAUUUUCGGCUAAGAUAACAUAUUGGUUGGACAAACAAAUUGUCGUUGGACUAAAACUAUCAAGGACGCAUUGCCCCUCUUUAGCGAACAAAGGUAGACUGAUUCACUGCAACACUGUUAUCUCACUUAGACAGCAACUCACAAGCUUUUAAGGUUUAAUUAUUCAUCAGCAUAUUAUAACCUUGUCCCGAUCAUGUUUGGCCACAAUUGAAAAUUCGUAUUAUCCCGUUUUUGCAUUUGUAAUAUACACUGUUAACCUAAAGAACUGCUAUGUUGAAAAUGAAAUGAAACCUGAUUUCCUUUCUCUUAUUUCUCCUAUAUAGGUGAAAGCAAGGCAAGAUUAUCUCCCCAGAGAAAAAUUAGACAAGUAUCUUAACACAAACCCGUCCUCUUCUCUCAGCUCGCUGGUUCCUCGCGGAAUGACAGAAGAUGAACUCACCGCUGAAUUUACCAGAAAAUUUGAAAGUGUAGGUGUUUCUGUUAUAUUUCUU
Porites evermanni is the source of this 2288-nucleotide messenger RNA. NCBI's taxonomy places the organism in Eukaryota, Metazoa, Cnidaria, Anthozoa, Scleractinia, Poritidae. The record is from the annotation of a GenBank genome assembly.